This is a messenger RNA of Polyodon spathula (Mississippi paddlefish), 1765 nucleotides long. Its product is annotated as ankyrin repeat and death domain-containing protein 1B-like. The coding region runs from base 66 to 1733 and encodes 555 amino acids. Gene Ontology annotation, cellular component: cytoplasm. The transcript has 15 exons. The record is from RefSeq and is a predicted model, not a curated record. Gene Ontology annotation, biological process: signal transduction. Gene Ontology annotation, molecular function: protein binding. Lineage: Eukaryota; Metazoa; Chordata; Actinopteri; Acipenseriformes; Polyodontidae.
UGGUCCAGGAACAAGGGAGGGUACAGCACCUCUAUUGUAGCAGUGCUAACAGCCAGCACUCCACCAUGGAAGUGGCUUCAACUUUAAGAGACAAAAUGAAGAAAAUUUCUGAUUUAAAAAAGGAAAAUCUAAACCCAAAGAACUGGGUGAAAGCUGAUAAUGUGAAGGUAUUGAAAGAGAAGAUUCUGCACAAUGAUAAUGAAUCAGACUCAGACAAAAGCUUCGACAACAAGGAGAUGUUAUUACAGAUUGAGAGGGACUUCAUUGAAGCUGCUAGAAGAAAUGAUGUGCCGACAAUGAAAAUUCUCGAAAAGAACGUUAACAUCAAUGCAAGGAACGUUAAUGGCCGCACAGCACUCCAUUUUGCAGUUGCUGGAAAGCACAAGGAACCUGUGGAGCUCCUGUUAAGAAGGAAAGCUAGAGUGGACAUUGCUGACAAGCAUGGAAUAACAGCUCUUCACCUCGCUGCGUGGUUUGGAUGUCUGGACAUCAUGACACUGCUAGUGCAAGCUGGUGCAGAACAGAAAGCUUUAAACUUAGACGGGAUGAAUAUCAUGCACUGCGCCGCUCUGAAUGACAACACUGAUAUUGUGAAAUACAUUAUUGAUGACUUGCAGAUGAAGCAGCUGGAUAAACCUGACAAGUCAAACAAGAAGCCCUUUCACCUGGCUGCUGAGCAUGGCUGUCUGGAAAUGGUGGAGAUGAUGAUGGGAGAAGAAUACAAGCUGUCCACCAAGGAGAAAGACCAGGAUGAUAAUACUGCAUUACAUCUUGCGGCUAAAAAUGGGCAUAUAGAAGUUAUAAAGCUGCUGCUUGACAGCUUUGAGGAGGAGAGAAAUACAGUAAAUGAGGCUGGCAAGACUGCACUGUAUUUGGCUUCUGAAGGAGGGUAUUAUGAAUGCGUGGAAGUCUUGCUGGAAGCGGGAUGUGAUGUCAACAUUGUGACAAAGAAUGGCAACAAUGUGUUACAUGGAGUGUCAGAAAGUGGCCAUGCUUCCUUAGUGAAACUUCUAAUUGAUAACAGAGCUGACAUGAACAGUCUGAAUGAUCAAAAAUUGGCACCGAUUCACUUGGCAGCUGCCAAUUGCCACAUCCCUGUCAUACACACCUUCAUAGAGUCUGGGUGUGAUAUUAAUAUUACUGAUAGUAGGAAUCAAACUGCUCUGCACAUUGCUGCAGAGCUCGGGAAAGCAGACAUUGUGGGAAUGAUACUGAAAGCUGGUGCAGAUCUUUCUAUCCAAGACAAGCAAGGUAAGACUGCAUUGGCUGUGGCAGGAAGAGGAAACUACGUGAAUAUUGUUGACAUGAUCAUCAAAGCAGAAAGAUACUUUAAAUGGAAGAAGGCAAAUGCAGAGUCUAAUGAAACCCUUCAAAUUGAGUCGACCCUGACAUUUAAACUGGACCACAGGACAGAGAACAAGCAGAUGCGCAGUGUGGCCUGGGACCUGGCCUACAACCAAUUCAAGCCUCAAGACUGGAAGAGACUGGCAUACCACUGGCAGUUUACAGACUCGCAGAUCGCAGCAAUCGAGGAACAGUGGACAGGUCCAAAGAGUUACCACGAACACGGAAACAGGAUGCUGCUUAUCUGGUUACAUGGAGCCUUGGUUGCAACUGAAAACCCUGGGAAAGUUUUAUAUGAAAGUUUGAUCUCAAUAGGAUGUAAAAGCAUGGCUGAGAAAACCAGAAUUGACACUAAUGGUAACAAUUCAAAGAAAUGCACAAUUUCUUGAUGUGCCUCUGAAGAAGCUUAAAGACUAUGCAG